CUCAGCUCCACCCAACCCUGCCCUACCCAACCCCCUUAAGGGAGAAGUCCAGCCAAGUGAUCAGAGAAGACCCUUAGCAUGAACUUGGCCUCCAGGAAUUGGCCGUUGGUGGGUGUUGUGGCAAUUCAUGGACAUCCAAUCAUACAAAAAGAAGAACUCCGUCCCCUCCUUGUCAUUCUGAAAAACUGAGAACCCUGGAGACCUAUCUUCAUCAUCACAGGAAGUGAGUACUUCCUACUCAUUCAGGAUUUUGAGCUUUGAAUUCAUAAAGACUCUAAAAUCUCCACAAACAAAGACUUCGUGGACAAAAUCCCUUGAAACCAGAAGCCUACCACCUUUAACAGCAAAGUAAACAUAGAAACCAUUUCCUUGACCCGUGGGAGAAGCCAGGAUGGAAAUCUCAACCACCCCAAAGGACUAUGAUACGACCACAGAAUAUGACUACGGGGACACAACUCCAUGCCAAAAGGGACAACUGAGGGCCUUCUUGGCCCAGCUGCUGCCCCCCUUGUACUCCCUGGUAUUUGUCAUUGGCCUGGUCGGCAACAUCCUGGUGGUCCUGGUCCUCAUGCAAUACAAGAGGCUCAGAAGCAUGACCAGCAUCUACCUCCUCAACCUGGCCGUUUCUGACCUGCUCUUCCUCUUCACGCUGCCCUUCUGGAUUGACUACCAGCUGAAGGAUAACUGGAUUUUCGGUGAUGGCAUGUGUAAAUUGCUCUCAGGACUUUAUUACAUAGGCUUGUACAGCGAGAUCUUCUUCAUCAUCCUGCUGACCAUCGAUAGGUACUUGGCCAUUGUCCAUGCUGUGUUUGCCCUGCGGGCCCGGACUGUCACCUUUGGUAUAAUCACCAGCAUCAUCACCUGGGUCCUGGCCAUCUUGGCUUCCAUCCCGGCCUUGUACUUUGCCAAGACCCAGUGGGAGUUGUCUCAUUACACCUGCAGUCUUCAUUUCCCUUAUGAGAGCCUAAAACAGUGGCAACAGUUCCAGGCUCUGAAGCUGAACAUCUUGGGGCUGGUUUUGCCUGUGUUAGUCAUGAUCGUCUGCUACACAGGGAUUGUAAAGAUUCUGCUCCGUCGGCCAAAUGAGAAGAAGGCCAAAGCCAUCCGUCUGAUUUUUGUCAUCAUGAUCAUCUUCUUCCUCUUUUGGACCCCCUACAAUCUGACUGUGUUUGUUUUUGCUUUCCAAGACGUCUUUUUCACCCAAGACUGUGAGCAGGGCAAACAGCUGGACCUGGCCAUACAAGUGACGGAGGUGAUCACCCACAUGCACUGCUGCAUCAACCCCGUGAUCUAUGUCUUUGUUGGUGAGAGGUUCCGAAAGUACCUGCGCCAGUUGUUCCACAGGUUUGUGGCCGUGCACCUGGCUAAGUGGCUCCCCUUCAUCUCCGUGGAGAGGCUGGACAGGGUCAGCUCCAUGUCCCCCUCCACAGGGGAGCAUGAACUCUCUGCUGGGUUCUGACUCAGCCCCCUGGAGGCCAAUCCAGGACCCAGCAACAGUGACCUGCCAGGCACACUGGCCAGAGAGGAGGCAGUUUGACUCUCCUGGCCAGAUUCUGACACCUGACACAGCACAGAAUUGCACCACUUGGGGCUGAGGAAGCUUAACGGUGCUCUAGACUAAAUCACCUCUGGGGCUUGAGUCCUCGCCAUGAACUUCUCCCUGCUGGAAAGGAAAUGAACGAGCAAAAUGGGACAUUCCAGAAGACAGGGACAAAGGGUGCCAGUGAAGGUCUUGGGCCCAAACAGGAUUCCAAAUUCGUGAAGAUUAACAUUUGUAAACAAAGCCACUGCAGCCUGCCCCCAACUCCCACCCUACCCUACCACCAGUGAACUUGGAAACAGUGACUUCCAUAGUUGACCCCACUCUGAGCCCAGAGCCCAUCAGGAGCCAGCAGCCACAUCCGCCCACCCUCCACCCCACCCCCACUGCUGGGUUCAGGCUCUCGGAAACCCUGAGGACAGAGAACUCGUGAUGGAACUCGAGACCUGAUGGGAAACAGGAUUGGGGAACUGUUGUUGGCAGUGGACCCAUGAAAGCCCUUAGAAAGAAUUUUUAUAUUUGCUGCAGUCCCACAGUUCAGGUGGUGGGCUAGACACAGACCUUAUGUCUAAUAUGUUGGUCUUCUUGAAAUAGCUGUAGAGAGCAGGGAGUCAUUAUUUCCAUUUGCCAUUCCUUUCUUUCUGAAUAUUUUUUUAGCAUCUCCCUUCCCUAUAACUCUGGUAAUGUGGCAGUAAAUCGGACAGCUUUAUUGCAGAGAUUACUAACAGGCAAAAGGAGAGAGAGUUGAUUUUCUUCCUCUGGUUCUCCAUCUAAGCCUUCUGGUUUUCUGGAUCAGAGUUCUGGCCGCCACAUUGGACCUAUCUGCAAAAAAAUGACCUGUUAUGCAAGCUCACGGUGUUUGAGGCUGGUAGGGAGGAGAAUGUCUACCAGGAGGGGUAGGGACUCUGUCUGGAUGUAGGAAGGUAAGAGAGCCCUUAACUCAAAGAAACUUAUUUACCCUAAAUGUCUUUAACACUUCAUCUCUCAUGAAGGACCUCGUAUUUAUUAUGUCUUUGUUCCCUUUUUCCUCAGACAUAUAUUUCUUUUAAAAUCAUUUUUCCAGUAACAAAAAUGGUUUCCAAAAAGGCUUAAAAACACAGAGGGGGAAAAAUAUAAAAGUCUUCUGUAAUCCCACUACCCGAAGACAGCUACUGUAUAUUUUUUGAUGUAUUUCAUUUUAGUUUGUUUUUUUCUGUGCAUAUUAUGAUUAUGACAAAGAUGGACUUCAACUGUAUUCACUGUUGUUGUUUUUAAGUAGCAGUAUGUUGAGAUCACUUUUCCAGGUCAAUAAAUCAUUUCAAAGCA
This is a messenger RNA of Diceros bicornis minor, 2845 nucleotides long. It is a transcript of the gene CCR1, whose product is annotated as C-C motif chemokine receptor 1. Gene Ontology annotation, cellular component: cytoplasm; membrane. Lineage: Eukaryota; Metazoa; Chordata; Mammalia; Perissodactyla; Rhinocerotidae. Gene Ontology annotation, molecular function: C-C chemokine receptor activity; chemokine (C-C motif) ligand 7 binding; chemokine (C-C motif) ligand 5 binding. The transcript is spliced from 2 exons. The record is from RefSeq and is a predicted model, not a curated record. The coding region runs from base 392 to 1459 and encodes 355 amino acids. Gene Ontology annotation, biological process: immune response; positive regulation of monocyte chemotaxis; G protein-coupled receptor signaling pathway.